UUAGGUCCACUUUACAGGAACGCUUAAUUUCCGCCCACAGCCAGUUGCAAGCAUCAAAUUUGAGAGUAUGAGGCAGGUGUUACUCACGAGGAUCUCUUCCGUAAUUUGAGAAUAAAUUUUCUUAGAAUGAUCAUCAAAACAAGGAAGCAGUUUCUGAAAUGGUUUGUCGAACCUACCUACAGCACGUAGUUUACACUGAAACACAACAUUUAUCCCGCCUUAGCUGAAAGGUAAGUCCUGAAAAAUCAUGUUGCGUCAUUUAAGUAUACUAAGAAUAGUCUGAAGCUAACUGAGCUGGUUCACCCUCCCUGAAGGUCAAUUACAGAACACGUGAAUUAAUCUUCCACAUCUUCUUUCAUGGAGAUGCCGCAGAAAUAAUUUUUUUCACCAUGUAAAUCUUGUGCUUUUGCUUGUGCUUUUGAACAGUUCACACUGUGAUCAAAUGUCGUAUGACACAUUUGGCAAACAAGCUAGAUUUGUGAAAGUCACCAAUAUCCCAUGAAGUGUGUCUUUUCUCGGGAUAUUUGUGGGUUUUAAUUCACCGCAUACGCAGUUCUUUAGGAUGUAACGCGACGCUUGUAACACUAAAGGUCUGCGUGACAACCCAGAGAACAGCUGGGAAGGAAAUCACCUCUCCGCCUUGCAGCUUGGUAAAUAUGUUCAACUCCAACUCUUUGGGUUGUUAUUACAUUUUGCACAAUUAAAACAUCUUUGGAACAUUUUCAAGAUUUUUCCCGUUCGUGAAUUUGUAAAGUCGAGGCUAAGAUAGGAACUUGAAUGAAACACGGAAGACGUUUUAGGAAACUUGUAUUAGGGACCUUAAGCCAAGCACAAUUGCGACGGCAUCGAGGUCGUGGCAAAAUAACAGAUCGUAUCGACAGAUCAAUUGGUCAGCACGUGCGUUUUACAACUUUGUACAAGAAACAUCUCACAGCCGUCCUCUGAAAAACAGCAACAUGAAAUCAGCAAAAUUUGCAUAGUGCAAGAGCGAAAAACCCCGACAGCAAAUUUCCAUUUGAGUUUCCAUUUGGAACCAUACCCUGCCACUUGCGAAGUCCCAACAAACAAUGUAAAUUCAUUAGUCGACGUCGAUCGCGGCGUUGCAGUCCUGACUGCAUAAGGUCCCUAUUUACCCGGCUGCAGUAAGCCGGCUGUCUGCGAGAUGCUACUGUAACAGUAAGUUAUUGGCCAUAGAUUCUGAAAAACGUCGGGCUUUGCGUCAACUGGUUAGCUAUGCGUGCUUUGGCCAUUUGUACAGAAUUUUAUCAUGUCUGUAAUUUAUAUAUUUAUGGUGUCCACGUUUAAUCAAAGAGAGAAACAUGGUUUAGAUCAUGAUGGAAUCUGGGGUCAGUGACUCAAUACUGUAUCAAUCAGCAUCGAAAAAACAAAAAAACAAAAAAAGAUGUCAACAAUCUUCAACUGGAGCACGUAAGUUCGUUCCGCAAAAGCUGAAGGGUAAGCGAACUGAAACUCGCCUAUAAAAUUCCGUUCAAAAAGGUUUCAGGACUUAGACGUUUUGGGCAGUAGAAACUGAACAUUAUGAAUGGAGAAGUUAUUUCACUUCUAGCGACGGGCGCUUUUCUUUUCUUAAUAACCUUAAGACCUUCUAGGGCCGGUCUCCUCUCCACAUCGCUUCAGUUCACCCGCGAUGCCUUAAUGGGUUUCUCACACGGAUCGGAAAGAAAAGUGGAAAUACUCACAGCGAAGAGGACGAAAAAGAUUAUCAGUCCCUUUGAGCAAUGGAGGGAGAUAAUUAAAAAUCUAGGGAUGAAUAAAGGACCAAGGGAUCCUAAGAAGUUGGUAACUGUACCUACUUUUCCUAAGAAAGCGAUUACUCGAGAAGAAAUUAGCUAUGAAAAGGAGAGCAAGACUUACAGACCACGCAUCUCACCAUCGAACAGGUUCCUUGAAGCCAUCAACGACAUUGAACGAGCUGUGGCUAAAGCAAAGGCUUCAGGAUUCCGUUACAGGAAAGGAUCCUUCAAUAAAUUGAAGGGACUGUUAGCGCGAGCGAUAAGAGGUAAGAGCUACAAAUAUGCCCGCGAAGUCCUGGGCAGGAUCAUGUAUCUCUUAAGCACAAAGUCGUCGGCAUUGCGACGAAGGAAGAGAAGCACCUCAGGGAACAAAACCACCCCGGCAAUGAGAGGAAGCAAUUUCCUUCAAGAUCUACGGAAGCAAAUCGGCGCGUUGACGUUUGAUAGCUUCAUGGCUGUCCAAGGUGACGUGUCACUGAUGUUUGCCAUUGAUGACACCGGAAGUAUGAGAGAAGAAAUUCAAGCGGCUAAAAACAUCGCCAUAGACAUCAUAAAUUAUCCUCGCAAUGCCAGUGUAAAGAGCUACAUUUUGUCGCCUUUCAACGACCCAUACCCGGUGAAAUCGGCAGUCAUAAAGAAAAAUGAAAGCAAUGCUGGUGAGUUCGUAAAAGCCAUCAAUGCUCUUACAGCCUAUGGCGGUGGGGAUUGUCCGGAGUAUACAUUCACGGGGAUGCUGGAAGCACUCUACCAUCAGCCAGAAUGGGGAUCUCCCAUGUACGUCUUCACGGACGCAGGCCCAAAAGAUGCAUCAGAAGAGAACAUCGAAGAACUUCGGUACCUAGCUGGUUCAGAUGCGUUUGGGGUGACAAUCAAUUUUUUGACCACAGGUUUCUGUCACACUCAUAUCCACUCAGCCUUCAAAGAUCUCGCUGAGCUGACCUCAGGUCAGACCAUUUCUUUUAAGAAAGACGGGGAACUGGAAAAGCUUAGUAAUCUGACAGCAAGUGUCCUUGGUGGGACGAGUACUGUCAGUAGCGGUUCAAGCGUACGACACAAGAAGAAACGGAGCCUAAAAGAUACAACACCCAGUCGAUAUAACUUUCCAGUUGAUGAGUCCAUUGAAAAAUUGACUGUAACAGUAAGUACUACACGCCGAGAAACAAAUGGGCAAGGAAUCACCUUAACAGACCCCGAUGACAUCGAGAUUUCAGCUGAAAAGCUUAGUCUGUCCCAGAUCUCUAUCUAUCAGAUCGACCACCCUAAGAGAGGAGGCUGGACCCUGGCUGUGUCAGGUGACCACGAGUUUCAAGUUAAGUCGAGCAGUGAAACGAAUGUCGACUUCGAGGUAUAUUUCAUUAUUCCAAUACGGGGAAGGAGGAGACAGACAACAGAAGUGCCUAUUUCCAACCCAGUUAUAGGUAAACUGAAUAAGAUGCUCAUCACUGUCGCUGGUUCUGAAAAGCUCAACACCAGCUCGUUACACUUAGAACUCAUCACCCCUGAGGGAGCUAGGAUCAGUGACGUCACGCUGCAAACAACUGACAAAGUCCAUUUCACCGCAAGCUUCACGCCUCUCACGAGUCAGCCAUUCAAACUCCGGCUCAGCGGUAUUACUCGUGGCGGGAACACUUUUGAGAGAAUUUCUCGCCAGAAGAUCAAACCCUCCAGUACUCUGCUCAGAGUGAAACACGCCAGUAAUGAUUACACACUUCCUUUAGGAAGAGUCACGUUUGUUCAUUUUGAGAUCUGCAACUUUGGUGCCACCGAGUAUUUUGACGUGACGGUCGUGAAAGAUCGGAUGGGUUUGAUCAUUACCCAACGAAUUUCACCAAAACAUGUCAUUCAAGGUCACUGCGCGAUUAUAUCCGUCCGUGCCAGAGCCACUCGCCCCCAGGACGUGGACAAGACCGAUAACGUAUUUUUGAUCGCUAAGGGUCGCUCAUCAAAAGUUCUUGCUUCACAAGGAGUGCGCCUUUUUAUUGUACCCUGAGCAGAGAUUUUGUAAAUCAACCAGCUAUUCCAUUUCCAUGAAUUCAAAAUAUUCCACUAAAUUUUAGACAGGCAAGAUCUCUGAAUGAAUUGAAGGGACUUUCAAGAAAUCACUAGAAUUAUCAUUGAUUAGCUAAAAAGGCUAUCGAGAAAAUUAAGAGAUUUUAUCAAUUAGUUAUUUAGCAUAGUCUGCUUUACAGUGGUAAAAACAAUUAAAUUUUAGUUCUUAGCAUCCUAUAUCUGAUAAGUUUUCAAUCUUAUUUCGCAUUGUUUGCUGAAAUGUGAUUAUAAUAGCGAUGAAAUUUUCGCUCUUACUAUCCUCUGCCUGAUUAGUUUUUAAUCUUAAAUAAUAAAAAAAGAAAAAAAAAAAGGCAUACUUUGAGAAA
Stylophora pistillata is the source of this 4129-nucleotide messenger RNA. Its product is annotated as von Willebrand factor A domain-containing protein 7. The record is from RefSeq and is a predicted model, not a curated record. Lineage: Eukaryota; Metazoa; Cnidaria; Anthozoa; Scleractinia; Pocilloporidae.